AUGGCCUAUCAGAACCCCCAAGAAGGCAAAUCUCUGUAUCCACAAGUUAUCCAAACGAAUCCUAACCAAAACACUUGGCCCCCAUCAUCUUCCUCCUCGCUGUACCCUUCCAUCGAAAUGAAUCAGCUUGCGGAGAAUCUCUUCCCUGAGACCGAGGAGGACCGGAACCCUAAAAGCCCCACCUCCUUCGAUUCGUCCGAGGAGGUUCUGGUGACGAUCCCCGGCGCGAUCCUCCACCUGAUCGACCGGCGGCGCAGCCUCGAGCUCGCGAGCGGCGAUUUCACCGUGGUCCAGCUCAAGCAGGGCGGAACCGUCGUGGCCGCCCUGGCCCGCGUCGGCGGCGAGAUCCAGUGGCCGCUCGCCAAGGACGAGGCCGCCGUCAAGCUCGACGACGCCCACUACUUCUUCAGCCUCCGUGUUCCCAACGAGGCCGACGGUAUGCUGAACUACGGGCUGACAAUCGCCGCUAAGGGGCAGGAGGGCCUGCUGAGGAAGCUCGACUCGGUUCUGGAGAAGUUCAGCGCGUUCAGGGUAGAGGGGGCGGCACCGGCGGAGGCGCAGGAGUGGUGGGCGGCGGUGGCCAGAGGGGUCUCGCCGGAGGAGAUGGAGAGGAAGCCGGAGGAGGUGGAGAAGAGCGCGGCAGCUUACUGGACCACGAUUGCGCCUAACGUGGAGGACUAUGGUGGGAGUUUGGCGAGGAUGAUAGCUGCUGGGUCGGGUCAGGUGAUUAGAGGGAUUCUGUGGUGUGGGGAUUUGACUGUGGAUAGGCUUAAAUGGGGGAAGGAGUUCUUGAGCAAGAGGAUGGGGACGAAGUCGAAUUCGGAUGUGAGUCCCGAGGCUUUGAGAAGGGUCGAAAGGGUUAAGCAGAUGACCAAAAUGUCGGAGAAAGUCGCGACAGGUAUACUUUCCGGUGUGGUGAAGGUCUCUGGCUUCUUCACUAGUUCAGUUGCAAACUCGAAAGUCGGCCAGAAAUUCUUCAGCCUUCUCCCUGGAGAAAUCGUUCUUGCUUCCUUAGACGGAUUUAAUAGGGUUUGUGAUGCGGUUGAGGUUGCCGGAAAGAAUGUCAUGUCUACUACCUCGGUGGUCACGACUGGCCUCGUCUCACAGAAAUAUGGAGAACAAGCGGCAAAGGCGACUCACGAUGGGCUAGGUGCUGCAGGGCAUGCAAUCGGGACAGCUUGGGCCGUUUUCAAGAUACGAAAGGCUCUAAAUCCGAAAGGAGUCCUUAAACCCACGACACUUGCAAAGGCUGCAGUCGAAGCAAAUUCAGCUAAAUUGAAGGCUAAAAAAUGA
Striga hermonthica is the source of this 1293-nucleotide messenger RNA. NCBI's taxonomy places the organism in Eukaryota, Viridiplantae, Streptophyta, Magnoliopsida, Lamiales, Orobanchaceae. The record is from the annotation of a GenBank genome assembly.